Zingiber officinale is the source of this 1436-nucleotide messenger RNA. RefSeq names its product bifunctional protein FolD 1, mitochondrial-like. NCBI's taxonomy places the organism in Eukaryota, Viridiplantae, Streptophyta, Magnoliopsida, Zingiberales, Zingiberaceae. Gene Ontology annotation, cellular component: cytosol. Gene Ontology annotation, molecular function: methylenetetrahydrofolate dehydrogenase (NADP+) activity; methenyltetrahydrofolate cyclohydrolase activity. The record is from RefSeq and is a predicted model, not a curated record. The transcript has 5 exons. The coding region runs from base 213 to 1292 and encodes 359 amino acids. Gene Ontology annotation, biological process: tetrahydrofolate interconversion.
CAGAAGCAUCGUUUUUUUUUUUUUUAAUGGUUGGCCUAUUUAUUUUGAGCACAGGAAUGAGGAAUGUGGUUCAAGAAAUGCCCGGCCCAUCCUUUGGUUAUUAACCCAAUCAAUCGGGCCUCAAAGUCGUCUCCCAUCUGGCCCUCCCUUUCCCCCGCUGCCAAGCGCACGACUCGGCAGUUCAUGCGGCGCGGAGCGGACGGGGACAAGAGAUGAGAGCAGCGCUGGCGGCGACGCUGAAGAAAGCAUUCUCGGCGGCGGAAACCGCUCUCCGACCUUGCGUAGCGUCCAAAUGCCUCGACUUCCACCUCCACCACUGCCAAAGCAGUGAUCCGGCCGAGCAGAGGCCUGGCAGCUCCAUCCUCGGCCGCGACCUCCCGGAAAUCUGGGCCACUCCCAGCGCCGCCUCUCCCCUCCUCCCUCCACCGGAACCUCAAUCCAGUUGCGUUGAUGAAGAGCCGACACCAGUGAUCAUCGAUGGAAAGUCCAUUGCGGAAGAAAUCAGGCUAGGCCUUUCCCAAGAAGUGCUCCGAAUGAAGGCGAUGAUCAACAAAGUUCCCGGAUUAGCAGUGGUGCUUGUGGGUCAAAGAAGGGAUUCCCAAGCCUACGUUCGCAAUAAAACGAAGGCUUGCGAGGAGGUCGGAAUGAGAUCUUUGAUGGCAGAGUUUCCUGAAGAUUGUGGGGAGGAAGAUGUACUCAACGUCGUAUCCGACUUCAAUCGAGAUCCAUCGGUCCACGGCGUCCUCGUGCAGCUACCUUUGCCAAAGCACUUGGACGAAGAAAGAAUUUUGGGCGCUGUAAGUCUGGAAAAGGAUGUGGAUGGCUUCCAUCCACUGAACAUGGGGAACCUCGCUUUAAGUGGCAGGGAGCCUCUGUUCAUCCCCUGUGCCGCGAAAGCUUGUGUCGAGUUGCUGCUCCGGCUCGGCGUCGAUCUGAAGAGCAAACAUGUGGCAGUGAUUGGAAGAAGUAAUGUAGUAGGAUUGCCUACUUCCUUGCUGUUGCAGGACGUGACUCGCGAAGCUGAUAUUGUGAUAUCGGCUGCAGGAGUUCCCAACCUUGUGCGUGGCAAUUGGUUGAAGAGAGGGUCGGUCGUCAUCGAUGUGGGGACGAAUCCAGUUGAGGAUCCUAAUUCGGAGCAGGGUUACUACCUUCAAGGUGAUGUGUGCUAUGAGGAAGCAUUGCAGUUGGCCUCGGCAAUAACACCGGUUCCUGGCGGUGUAGGACCGGUGACGGUUGCCAUGCUUCUUGCAAACACCCUUGACUCUGCGAAACGGCUCUACAGCUUCACUUAGUGUGUCUCAUUUAAAUCUUAUAGCUCAGUCAUUUCAGAUGCUGUUCUUGUUUCCUUUUAGAGAGUCUUUGGUUGCUUCUCCUCUGUAUAUUUGGUUUUGCUUCUCAAUUAACACUGAAAUAUGAAUCUUCACUUUGUUGCCAUA